This is a messenger RNA of Adineta ricciae, 1689 nucleotides long. Lineage: Eukaryota; Metazoa; Rotifera; Eurotatoria; Adinetida; Adinetidae. The record is from the annotation of a GenBank genome assembly.
AUGUCUUCAAAAGGAAUACCGACCCAUAAAAUCCGUAGUAUUAUGCAAAAGGCGGGUUCCUAUCGCAUGAAUGUUGCUGAAAUAUUUGAGGCAAAUAUUUGCCACAUCAUUGACAAUAUCUGUUCCAGCAGUCAGAUGCCUCGUGAAUAUUUGAUCACUAUGUUAUUACCUGCUAUUGGUCACUGUGUCGAUGGCAGUCAAAUAUAUAGCAACACUGGUACCGCAACGAAUAUUUCCUUUUUUACCACAAUUAUCGGAUAUCCAAGCGUUAAUAAAUCGAGUGCAACAGAAGCUAUUCUCAAAGCAUUAAUCAUCAUAGAAAAAUACAUUGGUCUUAAAUCAGAAGAAAGCCGAAUUAACUGUAGUGCAACGGUUGAAUCUCUUUUGACUGAAUUAAAAAAUACAUCACCUAGAUUAAUACAAAUAUGGGAUGAAGCAAGUACUCUCUUUCAAUCGUUCGGUUUAUACAAGCAGGGAGGAGCUGCUUAUGAUCGAUCAAUUAUGUGUACUCUAUACAAUUCAUCUUCAGUCGUUAAACGUCAAACAAAAUCAGGAAAUAUUGUGGUAGAAAACCCAGUACUCAAUAUUGCUGCAGCUGCACAUCCAGGUGACAUAUUUUCGUCUGUAUCUACUGACACAGAUGAGGAUGGGCUUAUGGCUCGAUUCCUUUUUUCUGCUCCUGAACCGUAUAUCCCAUUGUCACGCGAGAUUACAAAUCUUAAUAUUGAUGAACCAAACCUUGCUCACUUGCUAUACAUUAUACACUGUUUCAAUACAAUGGAUCAAACUGAUUUCCGACGAACAACAGAUGUUGAUGACAACCGUCCAGUUAAUGAAACCUUGGACGAAAUGAAAGAGAGACUGCAGAAAAAAAUAGAAGAACAAGAAGAACACGAGAAAAAUCAAGAAAUUCUAGCGGAGUCUCGUCGUUCAAAGGCAUCAAAAUUGGCAACAAAUAAAAGUGAUGGAAAUGAGCAACGAUAUCCUGAAAAGGUUAUUUUACUUGCGAAAGGAUCAAAAAUACCAUGGACCAACAUAAUUACCAAUCACGGAGGUUUCAAAUCGCAAUCUUUGCGCACGGCUGUACAGAAACUGGAGAGUGAAGGACUCGGCAAAUUAUCCAAAGAAAAACUAAAUGGUGCUCAUAAAGCAACAACAUACUUUACAAAAAUUCGAGUUGAUCCGAAUUGGGAUUCAAAAACAGUUGCUAAUUUUAGCAAUGACUUAGCAAAAUACAAUGUUUCCCUCCAAAAAUAUCAAUUAUCCUUUGGAAGUCAAGAGAGUGCUGCCAAUACAGAAACUGAAUCUGAUGCUGACACAGACCUAGACGAAAACAGUAUGGAUCUUUCACCCGCUGUUGAUGAUAUUGUAAUAUCACCGCCACCACGUACUCUACCACCACGUUUUCCUGUUACUACAGCAACUGCUUCAGGAUACAUAAAUAUGGGAUUUUUAACGCCACCACCACCACCACGUAGUGGUAAAGCUGCUCAAAUAUCUAGAACACAAGCAUCUUCCACUGAUACAACACCCGAGAACGUAGCACCACAACCAUAUCCUCAGUCAAUCCUGUUGCAGAAUAAGAAAAAGAAUCGUAUCGAACCGAUCGAGUUACCGAAAUCUCCAUUUAAAUCUCCACUGAAAAAUAUCCCGCUACAAUCUCAAGAAUAUCCAUAUAAAAAUACAUAA